Molecule: messenger RNA, 531 nt
Organism: Penicillium canariense
Lineage: Eukaryota; Fungi; Ascomycota; Eurotiomycetes; Eurotiales; Aspergillaceae
Product: putative extracellular thaumatin domain protein
Exons: 1
Coding region: 1-531 (176 amino acids)
Source: RefSeq, a predicted model, not a curated record
AUGAUGUUCACCAAGACCUUCGUUGCUGCUGCCUUCGCCGCUCUGGCCUCGGCCCUGCCCUCGGGCAUGGUGGUCCGCCAGAGCGCCGCUCCUAACGGCGCUGUCCAGAUCGUCAACAACCUGGCCCAGCCUGUCUACGCCUGGUCCGUCACCGACGUCGUGGGUCCCAUGCAGAUCCUGCCUGCCAACGGCGGCAUCUACACCGAGGCCUGGCAGACCAACCCCAACGGCGGCGGUGUCUCCAUCAAGCUGGCCACCGACCCCAGCCAGGCCGACGUCCUGCAGUUUGAGUACACCCAGACCCCCGACACCAUCUUCUGGGAUCUCUCCUGCAUCAACAUGGGUGCCAACUCCCAGUUCACCCAGUUCGGCUUCGCCGUCGUCCCCACGGACCAGACCGGCAACUGCCCCUCGGCCAUCUGCAAGGCUGGCGACACCGCUUGCUCUGCCGCCUAUCUCCAGCCCACCGACGACCAUGCCACCCACGGCUGCCCCCUCAACACCGGGCUGGGCCUGACUAUCGGCCAGUAA